Molecule: messenger RNA, 8085 nt
Organism: Lymnaea stagnalis (great pond snail)
Lineage: Eukaryota; Metazoa; Mollusca; Gastropoda; Lymnaeidae
Source: the annotation of a GenBank genome assembly
GUUCCAAUGCAGGUUUUCAUUAUGCGCGGAUGAAUACAUAAUGGAGACGUACAGAUGAAGUCUAAGUAUACUUUAUAAAAACAUCACAUAUACUAUAUCCAUUAAAGAGAAUGUCUAGUGUAUUAAAACGUAGUAUGGACAGAGAAGGCUCUCCUUUGAGUAAGAGGUCUAGGUCUGGUUAUGAGCAUGAUAUGUUACGUGAGCGUCUAAGUCCUCCUGACUUCGAUAGACGCGACAGCCACAGUCGAAAAUACGAUCCUCGCGAUGUACCCCCAUUACCACCAGGAUAUCGAUCAGAAUUCCUUGUUCAUGAUGGUCCACCACCUCCAAGACAAUAUGACACUAGAGGUCCACCCCUUAGUGGUCCAUAUCAAGUUCCUCCUAGGUGGCCACCAGAAAACAAUGAUUAUAGAUCACUCUACAUCAGUGGAAUUCCUAGCAAAGUACCUGACCAAAUAUUAAGAGAUUGCCUUAUUGAUAAUUACAAACGAUUCGGCGAAAUGAAUGUUAAAAUAACUAUGUCCAAUGACCAGAGAGUUGCAUAUCUUAAUUUUAGAUACCCAGAAGAUGCAAGAGAAGCUUUAGUGAAAGGUGUUAAAUUCUUAUUUGAUAGAGAAUUGAAGAUAAACCCAGUAUUUAACAAGAGACGCAAUCUCAGCCCCAGUCGCAACGUUCCACCACCAGCUGGAGCUUCAAGACCUCCUUCUGAGCCCUUUUAUAAUCGUCAUUCACCACCACCCUAUGACAGAAGGCUACCACCAAUGGAUGUACUUCCUUAUGGAAGGGAUGAUUAUAGACCUCCUCCUCCUGGCAGUUUGCCACCUGAUAGUGAAAGGAAAAGUGAGAAGUUUCCAUAUCAUUUAGAUCAUGUUGACCCAGAGUAUGAUGAUAAGGCCACAAGGACUUUAUUUGUUGGAAAUCUUGAUGUCAAUAUAACUGAUUUUGAUUUACGGAACAUUUUUGGAAAAUUUGGAAUGGUCGAAGAUGUUGACAUAAAACGUCCUAUUCGAAAUACAGGGAAUGCUUUUGCAUUCAUUAAAUACAUCAAUCUUGAUUGUGCGCAUAGGGCAAAGGUUGAGAUGUCUGGAAAAUACAUAGGCAGGUUUCAAUGCAAGAUAGGGUAUGGAAAAGUUACCCCCACUACUGUCGUAUGGGUUGGAGGACUUGGACCAUGGGUGACAGUUGAAACGCUGGAGAGAGAAUUUGACAGAUUUGGUGCUAUUCAACAUAUCGAAUGGCCAAGAAACAAAAACUUUGCUUAUGUUGUCUAUGACAGUAUAGAUGCAGCUCAGGCUGCUUGUCAGCAGAUGCGGGGAUAUCCUCUCGGUGGCCCAGACCGUCGUUUGCGCUUAGAUUUUGGUGAAAAAGAACACAUUAGCCGCAGCCACAGCCUACCUGAUUACCAUUAUCCUCCUCCCACUAAAGAUCGUGCUUAUGCUCCUCCACCGGAACGACCACCAGUUCCUUGGCGGGAAGGACUACAUGGGCUACCAGAUGGUCCAGAGCGACAACGCUAUGAAGAUUGGCAGAGAGACAGCAGGGAGUACCGUGGACCCCUACCAGACCCUUAUAGAGAAGAAGGACGACGACAUGAUGACUAUCAUUAUGAAAGGCGUAGGGAUCGCACACCAGAAUAUGUGAAAGGACCAUAUCAUGUAGGUGCUCCGCGAUCACCUGAAAGAACAAGAGACUAUCGAGAUGAUCGUGGUCCUCCCAGGGAGGAGGAAAGGCGUUUGUCAGAAAGAAGAGAGCAUCGAGCACCUAGCCCUAAUGGUGAUUUUAUUGAUAAUCAGUGUCGCACUUUGGCAGAUUUAGCCAAAAUGCUCCCUGUUGCAUGGAAUGGUGCACUUAUUUUGAAAAGCUCUGCCUUUGCCACUCGUAUGCAUGUAGUUGGUGGUGAUGUGACAUUAGUGGACACUCUUAUGCGAGACCCAACAUCAACAGAAUCACCUGUAUUGAAAAUAACACAGCGUCUGCGUCUUGACCAACCAAAGUUAGAUGAUGUGGGUCGUCGUAUUCAAGCUGCAGGUCCUCGUGGUCACUGUAUCUUACUAGCAAUGCCAAGUUCUCUUGCAAACUAUGAGGAUAAUGCCGCAUCAAUUCAACAGCGGCCUUUAAAAAAUCUUGUAACAUAUCUGAAGCAAAAGGAAGCUGCUGGGGUCAUUUCUUUACCUCCUAUUCCAAUUUCAGGCAGAAAAGAUGUUGGUGUUCUUCAUGCUUUUCCUCCUUGCGACUUUGGUUUCAAUUUUUUGAGAAUCCGAGCGCCUAAAUUAUCUCCAGAGACCACUAAGGAAGAUUAUCUUGUUGUUGUUGUCGUUAAUGGCGCAGCUUGAUUUGUAAACAUUCAUUUUUUAAAAAUAAUCAUACCUUUUUUUUUCUUUUUAAAUAGUGUUCGAACUAAUAUAGGCCUCCCAAUUUAUUUCUCUAUCAUUUAUUUUUAUAUAAUAAUCCAAUUGGCAUGAAAUUCAACAUCCCUGUUCUAAAGUUACCAAAUCUUGUUAGUUAGUCCUAUCUAUAUAUUUUGAUCAAACAACCUACUGGUACUUAUAUUUUAACUUGAUAGUGUAGAAACUUUCCUGUUUAAAAAAAGUUGUAAUCUAUGUUGCAUUGUUGCUGAUUUUCUUUAGCUUCAAAGAAAAUUAAAUGUAAUUGUAAAUAGUAACAAGUAAAAGGUAAAAUCUUCAUUUUUAAAGAUUGUUUUUUUAAAUAUUUUUUCUACUGUCAGAUAGAUCAACAUGCAAAACCUUUAGAGUCAUUUGCAUUAUUAUUUUUUUCUAAAAAGAUAUUCUUGAUGGUAAUAUUGUUUUACAUUUAAUGGUAAUGUAUUUGUCAGUAAUGAAAAUGAAUGUAAAUAACUAAUUUUAGCAAGUGAAUCUUCUUAUUUCAUUGAAGAGACACCAAUUUCUUUGAUGUUUUUAAACUGUAAUUAUUCAUAUGUUUGCAAGUUUAUAUACCAUUUAUGAUUUUUUGUGAAGAAAUUUAAAUCGAAUGUAGUCAUUUUUUAAAACUCUGUUGCUCUCCUGCUGCUGCACCUAUGUUAAGAGCUCAAGUAACAUACCAUGUAUAGACCUUUGUGCUUUGGCAAAUUGAACCAUAUUAUGUUAAUGUCCACACUUUUAGACAGGAACAAGAAAAAACUAUGGCUGUAUUGCAGUGGUUGUUAAGGUCAGCUCUAUGAUGUCCUUAUGAAGCUACUAGAACAAGAUACAGAAAUACAGUCAUUGCAGUUUCUGAAAAUGUCAAUGAAUAUUGUAAGUGAAAAAUUUCGAUCAAAUAUUAUAAAAAUAUAACUUCUUAGCUCUAGGCAAGGGGUAUUCAAAAUUACGACUCGCUGGUUAGAUCCCAUCUGCCAUGGGUCCUAAUCUGGCCACCGUAAUCAAAACUGGCUCACAGUGAUAAAUAUGGAACCAGAAAUUACUUAUAUAAUUUAAAAUCAUAAGCCGUACUUCCCUUUGAGAUACUAAGUUUGUUGGAUAUAUUCUCCCUUCAUUUUAAAUGAUUUUGUUUUUUCAAGACUGUUUUGUUUCACUACAAAUAUUUCAAAUAAGAUAUGUGCAUAGAAUUUGUUCAUAUUUUUUUCAAACCAUAGUCUGAAGACACUAAAACACUAAUCUGGCCCCUUGUUUAAAAAGUUUAACGACCCAUGGUAUAGGCAGUAAAUUUUCCACAAAAAAAAAACAUAAUUGAAAUCAAUUAAUGUUAUUAUCACCUUUUCUUUGUUGUUAGCCCACUACUGCUUCUCGUGCUGCAUACCGCAUUUUGCUGUAUUAUGCCUGUUAGGGCAACUAACGACCUUGAAGUGUUUAACGCGACAGCCAUUAUGAUCUCCCAUUAUAUUACAACUGCCUCUGUAGCAUUACCGUACUGUACCAUAACCGUACUGUACCAUAAUGAAAAAAGAUCAGUGGGAAUCACAAUUUUCAUUUAGAGAAGGCAACGCUAGAAAACUAGUUUUACUUUCGUCAUGUGUUUAAAAUUAUAUCAUUGUUAAUGUUUACAUUACAAUGUAAUGAACCAGCUGAAAUAUCUGACAGAUUUUUUUUGCCAUUACAAUCACUUCGGACUCAGAUGCUGACCCUUCUUAAUUAAUGGCUGCCUAAUUUAUUUUAAUAAUUUCUUAAUUAAAUAAAGUGAUUCUAUUGCUCAAACACUAAAUCACUAAAGUAAUGAGGGAAUAGAACUACCAGUUAAGUUAGUAAUGAAGGUCUUGGUAACCUUACAUAGUUCACUAAAUUCCAAAAUGUAUAACCUUAAGAUUCCUUCUCCAAUUUACUUUGAGAAUCUAUAUACUUCUUUGGCCCACUAGAAUCAUUUUGUUUUGGUGAUACAUAUUAUUAACAUUACUAUAAUUAUUUUGCAACACUUCAUUUCAACUUUAUUGGGUUUUUUUUCAGUAUUUGUUACCUGCCAAACAUUAGUCUGUUAUCAUGUAAGUAUGAGAAGCAUUUUCAAUAUUCAAUUAGUUUAUUCUAAUUUAUAUGUUAUCAUAAGCAUGUUUAUAUUAAGCACUGGUUGAAGCCAUUUUAUUGUAAUGAAAUGUGCUCUAGAUUCUAGAUCAGCUGUUUGAACCAGGGGAACCCUAAAAUUAGUCUUAAUUGUGAAAAAAUUCACAUUAAGAAAUUGAAAAAAAGUAUGAUGUGUUCCAUUGACACCAAAGGUCACAUUGAUCUAAAUGGAUUUAGACCUGCUACUUGAGAUAAUAUUUCCAGAGUUUAUCCUCAAAAGAUGCUAAAAGGGAGUGCUUGGUUUUUAAGAAGAAGAUAUAUUGGUACAAUGGACCGGGUAUAUUAAAUUUGGGGUUAAAAUUCACACACCCUUUUUCUAUUACUAUUACAGUUAAAAUAUUAAUUUGAAAUUGGUUUUUGCUUUAAUUUUAUAAUAGUUAUAUUCUUAAUUUAGUAGUAAUAGUUAUAAUAAAUGUUGCACUGCUUUUUGCAAUAAUUACCACAGAAUGCUAAUGAACAAAAUAAUUUUGUAUGUUUAUUUUAUACAUAAUGUACCGGUACUACUACUACUACUACUACUCAUGUAUACUGAGAUGUUAAGUUAGUUAUUAUAAACCUAAGACUAUGUUGUAUGUUAUGCAUGUGGAUAGAAGCUGGGACACGUCAUCGUUAAUUUUCUUUUAUUUUAGAAAUUUGGGAAAUUAUAUUUCAUUUGAUUAUUUAUAAGCCACUGUGUUGCAUUUAGAGCGAUUGUAGUCAUUAUGCAUAGCAAGAUUUUAAUAAGUAUUAAUAUGUCUGCAACUAUUUCUUUACAACUCUUGUCAUCUGCCUUGAGGCAUAUUCCCAAUUUACAAUGUUAGCUUAUAGCAUAGCAUUUUCAUCAGUGUAGUAGUAAUAAAAAACCUUAAACUUUAAAAAAAAAAAACAGUAAAAAUUAUAAAUGCUGAGCUCUUCCAUUAUGUCCCACUUCAAAAGAUUUUUGAACAAUUUUCACAGACAUUCUAAAGUCGUUACAGAAAAGUCAUUUUAGGUUUAAUUUUGUUGACAAACAUUGUUUUAAAGUUGUAAUUAAGCUGCCAUAAUUAUUAAAUUGAAAAGACCAUUUUAAUCUAAUAGUAAUCCUCCUCCUCAUGUCCCUUAGUCCUUGGACCGUUGGGGCGCCACAGAUGACAUGUGAACCAUCCUCCUCCAUUCCUCUCUGUCUUCAGCACUACGCACUGCAUCACCCAGUGUUCGUCCUGUCCACUCUUUGAUGUUAUCCUCCCAUCUUUUUCUUUGUCUUCCAACAGUUUUUAAGUUUUGACAUUUCUAAUUCAUUGAUGAAUCUUUUUUUAGUACUGUGAUUUUACAUGUGAAUAAUUAUUUUUUUAUUUUUCUCCGCAGAUGAAAAGUGGAAUUCUAAAUAACCUUUUGGUGAUGUGUGAAAUGAAUAUUGAAAUAGAACAAAGAAUUUCAUGGACUUGUGGUGUAUUUUCGUAAAUGCCAGCCUGGAUUCAAAAAGUAAUGGGUUUAAACAAAUCUCAGAUGUGUUAAGAAGUCUUUGAUACAAGUGAUUCCAACAAGAUGUAUGCGUACUUUUAAUGUGAAUGCUAUCAAUUUUGUCUGUGGUAAGUGCCAGCAGUGUUAAAACCUUUUAUGCGUUGUGUAGGCUUUUAUCAUGUGACUUCUUCUCUAAGUGUAUUUAAUUCUGUGACAAUACUGUGUAAUUCUUUUUAAAAAGUAGAUCAGAAUAAAUCCAUUUAGUGAUGUUUUAUGGCACUGUUAUAAAUAUUUUUAAAAUUUACUUUAAAAAAUAAGUGCUAAACAUUUAAAAUAUUCAUGAAUACAACACAUGAGUUGAUCAAAUUCAUAUAAACUAAGUUUCUUGGCAGUUCAGUUUGACUUUCAUUUAUACCGUAAAGAAAACUGGAAAAUUUAGACUAAUGAAAGGCUUAGAAAUAUAUUUCUUUAAUGUAAAAAUAUAAAGUAUAUGAAAUUAAUUUUGUGCAUGACGUAUUUAAUCUUGAGCAUCAUUGAUUUAUGAUACUGUGUGUAGGUGUGGUGGAACAAAUUUUCAUGACUUCGGUUCACCAUCAAAACCAAUGUGGGAAUAUUUCUAUUGUGUAUAGUUUCCCCAAUAUUCUAUUUUUUUAAGACCAAAAAACACGUUCCCAUUAAUAUUGUGUCUCUUUACAAUGAUUUUUAUUAUUAUUUGGACAAUUUAAUGUAUUUUCCCUUUUCCUUAUAUCUUAUAUAACUCAACUUCAGUAUUGUGGUGGUUUGUGUAUUCCUAGAAGUAUAGAACAAUAAACAUAUAUCUCCAAUGAUGAAUACAAAAUGGUUAUGUGUGUAAGAUGUGCUCUAGUAGGAAUCAAAUGAAUGUGUUGUGGUGCCGUAGUUCCAUUGCUAUUAUUACGCCAUUUCCAGGCCAACACGUGUUUUUAACGGGAAUCUUAUUUAAAAAGUGGUUGUACGUGGUGAAAGAUAGUGCCCUUAAGUUGAGAAAAUGUGCCAUUAAAUUGUGGUACUUAAUUAAACCUUGUGGUGGAUGAUAAAAACUAAUUUGUAGUAGGUUCACUUUUUUCAAACUGCAUGAAAAGUCCUGGAUGUGGAUUUCAGUGUCAAUUGGUGGUUUAUUUGUGAUCCUUGAACAUAUUCUAAUGGAUAUCUCAAAACUGAAGUGUAAUCCAGUACCAAAUAUAAGAAGAAACAGUGAACAUAGACAGAAAUUACGAUUCAGGAAACCUUCUUCAUAAGCCCCAAAUAGAAAUACUUUUAAAACUAACGAGGAAAUGAAAUGUCACUUGUACUAAAAGUGUAGUGAGACUUUUAGUGCUGUGAAAUAUUUUUUUUGUGAAAGCCAAUUGGAACACCUUGUUCACAUUUAACCUGAAAAUGUCUUUGGUGCUUUUCAUAUUCCCAUAAAAUACGAUGGGAUAUACUACUAACGUGUGCGCUUCCGUAUGUUCCACUUCAUGAACAGCAAUGGUUUGAACGUGGGAAACAGUGCUAUUUACUUCCACAAAGUCUGUGCAUCUCUUCUCUGUGAUAACUACUGCUCAAAGAUGUCGACAAUGAUCAUAUACCGGUAUUUCAAAUAAUGGCAGCAACGUUUUAUUUUAAAGGAACACUGGAAUUGUCACCCAAACACAAAUCUGUUGUGACAUUUGGCUGUGGUGUGUUCAACUCAAGUAUAUUUACAACUCGAGGACCAAUCUUACAGUAUUCCUAUUUAACAUUUUUUUUUUUUUAUUAAGGCCUCUUUACAGCCGUUUGAAAAAUAAAAGUGAGCUCUUCACUAAAAAAAAAAAAAAAAGUAGAUUUAAAAAAAUAAAAUUCAUAUACCGGUAUUUCAAAUAAUGGCAGCAACGUUUUAUUUUAAAGGAACACUGGAAUUGUCACCCAAACACAAAUCUGUUGUGACAUUUGGCUUUGGUGUGUUCAACUCAAGUAUAUUUACAACUCGAGGACCAAUCUUACAGUAUUCCUAUUUAACAUUUUUUUUUUUUAUUAAGGCCUCUUUACAGCCGUUUGAAAAAUAAAAGUGAGCUCUUCACUAAAGAAAAAAAAAAUAGUAGAUUUAAAAAAAUAAAACUAUUGAGUUUCUUAUUUAUUGUUACUGAUUUUAGACUUUCAACCAUUAGAAUUAGAUCAUCUCCAC